This is a messenger RNA of Salmo salar (Atlantic salmon), 2662 nucleotides long. RefSeq lists its product as uncharacterized. Gene Ontology annotation, biological process: regulation of gene expression. The record is from RefSeq and is a predicted model, not a curated record. Gene Ontology annotation, cellular component: nucleus. Lineage: Eukaryota; Metazoa; Chordata; Actinopteri; Salmoniformes; Salmonidae.
AGGACGCUUCUUCAACAACAACAUGGCUACUGAUUCAACCGUCACUUGCUAGCCAACAUAAAACAUAAAUAUUGAAGGUCUUAAGAUUUUUUUUUGUGUAUCUACACGAAUCUCAGUGUUUUAAACCAAAUUCUGAUAACGUAUCUACUUGUUGAUUUAAACGUAGUUUUCUUGCUACAUUUUCUGAUUUGUUAAGAUUGAUAGUGGGCAUAACAACAGGCUUGUCACUAAUGCUAACUAGCCAGUUAGCUAACAUCCCUGACGAUGAGCUCGCAAAGCUACUCCCCCCGGGUCCCUGCUAAAGAGGAGGUCUGUUGGACGGAGGAAGAAGCUCUGGGGCUGAACAUUGUCGUGAAAGAAGAAGAGGAACCUUUUGGAGUAAAAGAGGAAGAGGAGGCUAUCUCAAUAAAAGAGGAGGAGGAGGAAGACGUUUUGGGAGUGAAAGAGGAGGAAGGAGAGGGGGAGACUGAAGAUCUGGACACCAGAGAAAGAUCAGACUCUCACUCGGACAGCGGGAAGAAUCCUUCAGGGGAACCAGAUCCAGAGACUCCCAAACGAGCGAGACAACACAACUGCUCCCAGUGUGGAAAGAAAUGUAUCCAGUUAUCGCAUCUGAAAGAGCAUGAGAGAAUACAUACAGGAGAAAAGCCUCACCACUGUUCCCAGUGUGAAAAGAGUUUUACCCAGUUAAAUAUGCUGAAACGACAUGAAAUAAUACACACAGGAGCGAAGCCUCACCAAUGCUCCCAGUGUGGAAAUAGUUUUACCCAGCUAUGGAACCUGACAGUGCAUGAGAGGGCACACACAGAAAAGCCUUACCACUGCUCCCAGUGUGAAAAGAGUUUUAGCUGGUUAGGGAGCCUGAAAGUACAUGAGAAAACACACACAGGGGAGAAGCCUUACCACUGCUCUCAGUGUGGAAAGAGAUUUUCCCAGUUAGAGCAACUGAAAAAACAUAAGAGAACACACACUGCAGAGAAGCCUUACCUCUGCUCACAGUGUGGGAAGAGAUUUACCCUGCUGAGAAACCUGAAAAAUCAUGAGCUAAUACACUCUGUAUAUAAGCCUUGCCUCUGCUCCCAGUGUGGAAAAACAUUUUUCUCAUCAGAUUCCCUGAAAAAACAUGAGCUAACGCACUCUGUAGAGAAGCCUUUCCACUGCUCACAGUGUGGAAAGACAUUUUUCUCAUUAGGGCCCCUGAAACAACAUGAGAGAACACACUCAGGGGAGAAACCCUAUCAUUGCUCUAAGUGUGGAAAGAGUUUUACUUCAUCGAAUUCCCUGAAAAAACAUAAAAGAAUACACUCAGGAGUGAAACCCUACCACUGUUAUCAGUGUAAAAAAAGUUUUACCCAAUCAUGGCACCUGAAAUAUCAUGAGAGGACACACACAGAAGAAAAAUCUUAUCAUUGCUCCCAGUGUGUAAAGAGUUUUACCAUGUCAACAUACCUGAAAAAACACGAGCUAACACACUCUGUAGAGAAGCCUUUCCACUGUUCGCAUUGUGAAAAGAGUUUUAAGAAUUUAAGGAACCUGAAAGUGCAUGAGCAAAGACACACAUGCUCUUUGGGCCCUUCCACUGUUCCCUCUGGGGAGAAAAAUGUACUUGGUUUCAGCAACUGAAAAAUCAUGAAAGAAUCCACACUGGAUAGAAGCCUUACCAGUGCUCCUAAUGUGAAAAGAGAUAUACCAUGAACAUGUAAAUGCAGAGUCUCAAAUAGCUGUCUGUCCCUUUUAAUAGCCGGGUAACGGCACACAUUUCAGCAAAUAAACACUUGUUUCAAAUAAAACGCUGGGUCUAAAGGAAUUGUUAAUGAGGUUACCAUGAAUUGUUUACUAGGUUUUAAUGUUUGAUUUGUUACAUUAGAUAAAAAAUUAUGGCAAUCAUUUGUUUUUAUCACCAGUAAGAAACUGCUAGCCAUUGGCUGCUAACAGCUGAAAACUGCUUGCUUACUGGCAAGCACAAAAACAGUCAACAACAUUGGGAGUACAGACCCCUACAAAUUGGCUAAGAACUGCCAAAAAAAUGCACAGUCAAAGAGGAGAAUAAUUAUUCUGCUAAAGGAAAAUGUGUUUUUUCGCACUGUAUAUGCAUUUUUGGGGGAAAAAACACAUUUUCCUUUAUCAGAAUUAGAUGGUGGUGUAUGUAUGUAUGUAUGUAUAUAAGGAAAUAGACACCUGUCUCUAAUAAGAGCCUGUUGUGUUAAGUGAUUUAAGCUAAUAAAGACCUGAUGUACUACCGUAAAAUUGAAGUUUUACGGAAGUACGUCACAGGGAUUUAAAAUUCACACUGUGCUCCCAGAAUUUUGAAUGUGUAUUUGUUUGACACAUAAGUUUUAAAAAGUGUACUCAUACAAAUGCAUUUGUUUUUUUAUUUUAAAAACAUGAAUUGAACAUGGAGCGAGUCUGUUUGAAUAUAGUGUCAGUUAGAUUUUUGUAUUUUUAUAUCUUAUUUUUUUAUAUCUUAUUUUUUUAUUUAACCUUUAUUUAACUAGGCAAGUCAGUUAACAAAUUCUUAUUUACAAUGACGGCCUACCGGGGAACAGUGGGUUGACUGCCUUGUUCAGGGGCAGAACGACAGAUUUUUACCUUGUCAGCUCGGGGAUUCAAUCCAGCAACCUUGAAUAUAGAUCUGCUCUGUGAUUAAAUUAUCAUUUUCAAA